AUGGUGGAGACAGAGAUCUCAGAGUUCGGCCUCGGACCCCAGAUACAUCGCGAACAUACGAGUGCCUCGCGAGCUUCGAGGGGAAUCCAUAGGCACGAUGGCGGUUUAAGCCAUUUUGCGGAUCUGGUCCAGAGUAUCAGCAACCAGGAUGCAGAAGCUAGAUACAAAGCUGAAGAGGCAGACAACAGGUUACCGACCGAUGACUCGCCAGAACCGAGCCAAUUCCAAGGUGCUGAGGGAAAGACGAUAAUAUCGUGGGAACCUAACGACAAGGAAAACCCCUAUAAUUGGCCUAGAUGGCGGAAGAUCCUCAUUCUUGUAACGACAAUGACGACCGUUCUCAAUAGCACUAUGGGGAGUUCUUUACCAAGUAUGGCCAUCCCCUAUAUGAUGAAGGAAUGGGGAGUUACCUCUCAGACGCAGUCUAUCCUCCCGAUCUCCACUUUCUUGAUGGGUUACGUCUUCGGUCCAAUUAUCUGGGGCCCGCUUAGUGAACACAUAGGACGUCGGAUCCUCUCUACAGGGGCGUUUCUGAUGCUCAUGGUUUGGACCCUUGGCUGCGCGCUCGCCCCAAACUGGCCAGCGAUGCUUGUAUUCCGAUAUCUAGUUGGAGUGUGCGCUUCAGCGCCCAUCGCAGUCGUCACUGGACAACUCGCUGAUAUUUAUAAUGACUCGAUUGCCCGUGGUCGAGCUAUGUCUUGGUUCAUGGUUUUCACCAUCUUUGGUCCACUGUUAGCUCCAAUUAUCUCUGGUUUCUGCUCGACAAGCAUUGGGUGGCGAUGGACCUUCUGGAUUGGCUUGAUAUUUGCCGGCGCAACGUUAAUACUAGUUGCAUUUCUUCCCGAAACAUAUGCGCCAGUCCUUCUUACUCGCCGAGCAAGAAAGAUCCGUAAGGCAGAUCCCAAGGCCCAGGUUUACUCUGCUUUUGAGCUUGAACCUCACGACUUCAAACAGUUAGUCACUAGGGUUCUUACCCGACCCAUUCGCAUGAUCCUGACCGAACUCAUCGUGACUGCGACGUGUCUCUAUCUCUCGCUGGUUUAUGCAAUUUUUUACAUGAGUUUUCAAGCAUUCCCGAUUAUAUUCCAGGACGUCUAUGGCUUAUCCCCAGGAGUUACCGGUUUGUGUUAUCUUCCCAUUGGGUUUGGUGCAGUUCUUGCGCUGCCUAUCUUCUUUACUUAUGAUAAUAUUCUCCUUAACGCCCAAGCUCGUGGUGCACCAUGGUCCAAAAAGGAGGAGUUUCGCCGUGUUCCACUAGCAACUCUUGGUGGUCCAUUAUUUGUGAUAUCCUUAUUUUGGCUUGGCUGGUCGGCAAGGUCGGACGUGCCAUUUGUUGUUCCAAUGCUCGCUGGUAUUCCAUUUGGUGCAGGUUUCAUGUUGAUCUUCAUGGCGCUGCUUAACUAUAUCACAGAUGCUUAUGAGAUAUUCGCCGCGAGCGCCAACGCCGCUGCUAGUUCCUGCCGCUCUCUGUUCGCAGUCGCCCUCCCGUUUGCAACAAUUCCUAUGUUCGAUCGUCUUGGCAUUAGUGGGGCAUGCAGCUUGCUGGGUGGGUUAAGUCUAUGCAUGUGUGCGAUCCCUUUCAUAUUCAUCUGGAAGGGAGCGGCGAUUCGAGAAAGGUCCAAGUUCUGCAUCGCGCUCAAGGAGCAAAAGCGGGAGAUGGAACGAAAACGUGAGGAACAGCAAAGGAGAAGGGCCAGGGCUGCUGCUAGUAACGGUAUGCUUGAUGACAAAGAGACGGUUUAA
This is a messenger RNA of Annulohypoxylon truncatum, 1743 nucleotides long. RefSeq names its product major facilitator superfamily transporter. The transcript is spliced from 5 exons. Gene Ontology annotation, biological process: transmembrane transport. Bases 1 to 1743 code for a protein of 580 amino acids. NCBI's taxonomy places the organism in Eukaryota, Fungi, Ascomycota, Sordariomycetes, Xylariales, Hypoxylaceae. The record is from RefSeq and is a predicted model, not a curated record. Gene Ontology annotation, molecular function: transmembrane transporter activity.